Molecule: messenger RNA, 702 nt
Organism: Nematocida minor
Lineage: Eukaryota; Fungi; Microsporidia
Exons: 1
Coding region: 1-702 (233 amino acids)
Source: RefSeq, a predicted model, not a curated record
AUGCGAAAUAAAGGAAUUCUUUCGGUGUUUCAUAAGCACUUGCAGAGAGAAGUUUUCAAUACACGCGAAUUUCAGCAAAUAGUAGACGCUAUUUCCCAUUUGGGAAGUAUGCAUGUGUUCAAAUCGCUCAUCACUCCCGCUCUGUCAGCUACGUAUAGAAGCAGCAGAGGCGCAGUGAAGGCCGGGCACACGGGAGUAAAAAUAGUCGAUGCAAUCGCAGAAGAAGCCGUCAGUAAAACUCUGAAAAUAGCAGAGAAAGUGGCAGAGCUGCCUGCUCUCAUUGCAGAGGAGGUGUUUCAUAGGACAGUUUUAAGAGCAGGCAGAGUCUUCUGGGAGGGCACUCCGUACAGAAGACAAGUCAACAUAGAGCAGCACAUUAAACCAAUGAAGAAGAUGCCUAGGACUCAGAAGGAGGCAAGCGAAUUUGUACACUCUGCGGUGGAGGUGGCUAAAUACGACGAUCUAAUCGAAAUGUAUGCACCGUAUACAUGGCAGAACAUAAAAGCAGGAUACUCCGCUGGAGAGCUGCUGGGGGUAGGAACAGUUGGUUUUGAAAGUAGAAGCAGCACAGCAACAUUCGAUGUAAGUCUGUACGAUGAGAUGAACGACAGAAUAAUAAGGAAACACAAUGUGUGGAAGCUGAAGCAAGGAAAGAGCGAAGGACCCACUGUGUACAAAGCAGAAAUAACUGACAUAUUAUAG